Molecule: messenger RNA, 2537 nt
Organism: Actinia tenebrosa (Australian red waratah sea anemone)
Lineage: Eukaryota; Metazoa; Cnidaria; Anthozoa; Actiniaria; Actiniidae
Product: EGF-like repeat and discoidin I-like domain-containing protein 3
Source: RefSeq, a predicted model, not a curated record
GACGACAUGGACUUCAGGGUUCUACUCAUCUCCUGUUUGUUCGGUGCAUCGCUUGUUAAAGUUAGAGCAAGACGCAUCCAUCAAGUUCUGUGUUUCAGCUUGGAAAGAAUUAUUCGCUAAAGAAUCACAAAACCAAUGGUUUUUGAAAGUCAAAUCGCGUUUUUGAGUCUUUUGGUCUCAUUCUUUAUUCGCUUCUGCGAAAGUGGAUGUUCUGAAGGACCGUAUKUUGAUAAACUUCCAUUCAGGAAGUUUGAGUUGGGAAAUGUAAUUCAAACGAUUUUCGUUGAAGAUGACAUUGACUGCUUCAUUACUUGCUCACGUUUGCCAGAAUGUUUGUCAAUGAACAUCGCUGAUCAAAAGAAGCAAGAUGGUUUGUUGGAAUGCAUUCUUCUAAGAGAGUUAGCAAUGCCUUCUUCCGGGCUCUUAAUGCUAUCUCAGAUCUAUCAUUACCACUUGCGACGCUUCGCAGAGGGUAUGUGUGCCAUUCCCAGAUGCAAGAAUGGCGGUGUUUGCAUAACGCUGGUUAACGACUAUCGCUGCCACUGCAGACAAAGGUUCGCCGGCAAAGAAUGCGAAAACCUUAGUUGCAAUACUAGUUCCUCACUUGGAAUCGAAGACAGGACAAUUCCAAACCAACAGCUUACAGCCUCAAGCAUUUUCUCAGACUGGUUCCUACCAGCCGCCGGGAGACUUAACUUUGUACCAAACGGUGUGUAUAGCCGUGGAGCAUGGGCAUCCAAGACUCUUGAUGUCAAUCAGUGGUUUCAAGUCGAUCUAGGCACCCUUGCUAAGGUGACAGGGGUUGUAACCCAAGGGGGCCCAUUACAGGACGAAUGGGUCAAAAGCUACGGCCUGCAAUAUAGUGUAGAUAACAGCACCUAUGAAGACUACGAGAAAGGGAAGAUCUUCUCAGGAAACAGCGACAGGAGCACUGUUGUUAAGAACGAUGUCAAUCCUGCUAUCAUUGCGAGGUACAUCAGGAUACGACCAAAGACAUGGUCCAGCCAUAUCACGAUGAGGGUAGAGUUAUAUGGGUGUAAAUACCAAAACGAUAACCUCACCAAGUACGCAGCAGAAUAUAACAUCACGUGUGACUUUGAUGACACAGGCACUAAAAUACAUACAAGUAAAGACCCUAAACCUGCCAACCAGACCAAAACGAUAGCCUCACCUUCACCAAAAUCAAUAAAAGAGCUGCUGCGAUCAAAGAUCACGGAAAAGUAUAUAAAAGAAACAAAACAGCAGACAUGGCUUGGAGUCUACACCAACCAACAACUCCAAGACAAACAAAUGUCACCGUUUUCUGGAGCUUUCUCAAGUCGAAAGGGUACACUCCAGAUCUGGUUGGCUGUUGGUGAUGAUKAUGAUGAUGAUGAUGAUGAUGUGUUUAUCCUGGGUGGUGACAAGAUUCGCUUCUGCGAAAGUGGAUGUUCUGAAGGACCGUAUUUUGAUAAACUUCCAUUCAGGAAGUUUGAGUUGGGAAAUGUAACCCAAACGAUUUUCGUUGAAGAUGAAAUUGACUGCUUCAUUACUUGCUCACGUUUGCCAGAGUGUCUGUCAAUGAACAUCGCUGACCAAAAGAAGCAAGGUGGUUUGUUGGAAUGCAUUCUUCUAAGAGAGUUAGCAAUGCCUUCUUCCGGGCUCUUAAUGCUAUCUCAGAUCUAUCAUUACCAUUUGCGACGCUUCGCAGAGGGUAUGUGUGCCACCCCGAGAUGCAAGAAUGGCGGGGUUUGCAUAACGCUGGUAAACGACUAUCGCUGCCACUGCGGACAAAGAUUCGCUGGCAAAAAAUGCGAAAACCUUGCUUGCAAUACUAGUUCUGCGCUUGGAAUGGAAGACGGUACAAUUCCUGACCAACAGCUUACAGCCUCAACCACUUAUGAUGGCAGGUUCCUACCAGCCUAUGGAAGACUUUACAUUAAGCGUAGACCAUGGGCCCCCAAGAAGCAUGAUGCCAAUCCGUGGUUUCAAGUGGAUCUUGGCAUCGUUGCCAAGGUGACAGGGGUUGCAACCCAAGGGAGCCCAUUGCGUGACGAAUGGAUGACAAGCUACGGCCUGCAGUAUAUUGUAGAUAGCAGCACGUAUGAAGACUACGAGAAAGGGAAGAACUUCACAGGAAACAGUGACAGGAACACUGUUGUUAAGAACGAUGUGAAUCCUGCUAUCAUUGCGAGGUUCAUCAGGAUACGACCAAAGACAUGGUUCAGACAUUGCACGAUAAGGGUGGAGUUAUAUGGCUGUAAAUAAGAUAAUUUGAUCCUCGAUCGUUGCCUGUUCAAUUAUUAAAAACAAGAAGCACACUUUUUACUGAUCCAACAGACACUUGUAAUCACAGCCAAUUAUUGCCGUGGAAUAUUUGGCAAAUUUGUUAUUAUAUAGAAAGCUAGAUUGCAAGCGCCAUGACACUUUUUAAGGGUAGUACCGGCGAUCGCUCGUCCCAGUCUAUAUCCCCAUUCACGGUCAUUCCCCAUUCUCCACUCGCUUUUUUAGUAACGUGCYAUUUCCAAACCUCCUUCGUGCUAGUAAUUUUAUUUGUU